AUGGUGGCUACAAUUACAUUCAAACUUCGUUCCAGCAAUCACGUUGGGAUUAUUGACGUUCCCCACCGCCUGAUAUCAUGUCGUGAGAUUAAGGAGGCGAUUGCGACGCAGUUGAGCGGCUCCCCGGAAGAGAUUGACAUCUUCGUUUCAGGGAGCUCGGAUUACUUGCACCCGGAGGAGGAGCUUCCCGCCUACACGGUGGUGGAGGUGGUGCGACAUGUUGCCUCGGGAAGGCCUCCGCCAAGGCGCGAACGCGAAGCGCCUGCCAGUAACCCCCCAACUCAACGUGCACUGUCGAGGAUGAGCACCAAAGAGGGGGAAGUCUCCGCCUCGUUGACUGAGGAAGAACGACUUGCGCAGCUAAGUGAGGCCGUGGCUGCGGAAACGGGCAUUGAUGAGGUAGGCAGCUGGCGAACACGUCAGACCCGCAAUCGUCCCAUGGGCGGGGCAAUGGGAGGUCGCGAGGAUACGUUUCGCCCACCACCGCCAGGGUACAUUUGCCAUAACUGCGGCAAGCGUGGGCACCUCAUUCAGCACUGCCCGGCGGCAAAGGGGACGAAGGGACUGAAGGUGUUGUCCCUUCCAACUGGUAUUCCGGAGACCAUGUUGGUGGAGUGUACGAUGGACGACCCAGCAGCGAAAUUUGUCACACGCGAUGGCCGUUUAGUGAAACGUCGGCUGGACAACUCGAGCUUCACCGGCGUUGUGACGACCGCCGCUGAUCUGGCCGAUGUUCCGCAUGAGUCUGACACAAGUUUAAAUAGCGGUGCGGGUGACCAUAAGAAGAGCUCUGUCGACGGCGCUGAUGCGAAGGCCAAAAAGGAGUCCAAAUUUUUGUGUGGCUGGGACAAGGCACUGGCAAAGAAUGCGAUGAAAGCCCCUUGUUGUGCGACCCUGUUCUGUGAGACGUGUUUUAAUGAUAAGGUGGAGGAGUUGAUUGGCCGCGACGACGCUGAAGGGGAGCCGCUUCUGUGUCCCGGCUGCAAUAAACCUCUCUCUGUGUGCGACGUCGCUCCGGCGGUGGAGGAGCGAAAAAUUAUUGAAUCCCUCCAUUCCCGGAAGCGUGGAAGAGAGCUAUGA
This is a messenger RNA of Trypanosoma conorhini, 1080 nucleotides long. Its product is annotated as nucleic acid binding protein. Bases 1 to 1080 code for a protein of 359 amino acids. Gene Ontology annotation, biological process: protein ubiquitination; mRNA processing; ubiquitin-dependent protein catabolic process. Gene Ontology annotation, molecular function: ubiquitin protein ligase activity; nucleic acid binding; zinc ion binding. The transcript has a single exon. The record is from RefSeq and is a predicted model, not a curated record. Lineage: Eukaryota; Euglenozoa; Kinetoplastea; Trypanosomatida; Trypanosomatidae. Gene Ontology annotation, cellular component: nucleus.